AUCCAGCGCCGCAUGUCGUGGCGUUACUGCCGCGGGAUUUCCAUUUUGGUGACACAAAAGCGCCGUGGGUACCCCUGCAGCAGCUCCCGUCCUCACCCCUCGCCACCUGGGCCCCGGGGGGGAAGCGGUGACUCGGCGGCGCCCCGGGGCCCGCCCUGCCCGGGCGCCGCCCGAGCGGCGAGGGGAUCUAGGACGCCUGCGGGCACCAGCCCCGGCGGCGCUACAAGUGGCCGCCGGGGGUGGCUUCGACUCCAGCUGCGGAUCCGCCGCGGCUUCCCUCCGCCCCGCACCCGCCUCCCGGCGACCCUCUCCGCUGCGCGGAGGAGCUGUGGGGCGCGUUGCGUAACGCUCCGUUCUGCUCUGCCGCGCGUUGCUCGGGGCGGCGAGGAGGCGAAGCAGGUCGCCGCGGCCGGAGUGAAAGAACAGAAAAUGAGGCUCCAAUGAGGUGACAUUGGUGACAAAAGAAGAACAAGAAUGAUUACAUAUCCAUAACUCCCAGCAGUAUGUCAGGGUAUAUACCCAGUUACUUAGACAAGGAUGAGCUGUGUGUAGUGUGUGGGGACAAAGCCACCGGAUACCAUUAUCGCUGCAUCACUUGCGAAGGUUGCAAGGGUUUUUUUAGAAGAACCAUUCAGAAAAAUCUCCAUCCAACCUAUUCCUGUAAAUAUGAAGGAAAAUGUGUGAUAGACAAAGUAACAAGGAAUCAGUGCCAGGAAUGCCGCUUCAAAAAAUGCAUCUUUGUUGGCAUGGCAACAGAUUUGGUGUUGGAUGACAGCAAGAGGUUGGCAAAGAGAAAACUGAUAGAAGAAAACCGAGAGAAGAGACGUCGGGAAGAGCUGCAGAAAACCAUUGGGCACAAACCGGAGCCAACAGAUGAGGAAUGGGAGCUCAUCAAAAUUGUGACUGAAGCACACAUGGCCACCAAUGCACAGGGAAGCCACUGGAAACAGAAAAGGAAAUUUCUGCCAGAAGAUAUUGGGCAGGCACCAAUAGUUAAUGCUCCAGAAGGUGGCAAAGUGGAUUUAGAAGCCUUCAGCCAGUUUACAAAAAUCAUCACACCAGCGAUUACCAGAGUGGUGGAUUUUGCCAAAAAGUUGCCUAUGUUUUGUGAGCUGCCAUGUGAAGACCAGAUCAUCCUUCUGAAAGGCUGCUGCAUGGAGAUAAUGUCCCUCCGAGCAGCGGUUCGCUAUGAUCCCGAGAGCGAGACUUUGACGCUGAAUGGGGAGAUGGCGGUGACAAGGGGCCAGCUGAAGAACGGGGGUCUCGGCGUGGUGUCCGAUGCCAUUUUUGACUUGGGCAUGUCUCUAUCUUCAUUUAACCUGGAUGACACCGAGGUUGCCCUUCUCCAGGCUGUCCUGCUCAUGUCGUCAGACCGCCCGGGCCUUGUUUGCAUCGAGAGGAUAGAAAAGUGCCAGGAGGGUUUCCUGCUGGCCUUUGAACACUACAUUAAUUACAGAAAACACCACGUUGCACACUUUUGGCCAAAACUGCUGAUGAAAGUGACAGACCUGCGAAUGAUUGGAGCCUGCCACGCCAGCCGCUUCCUGCACAUGAAGGUGGAGUGCCCCACGGAACUCUUCCCUCCGCUCUUCUUGGAAGUGUUUGAGGAUUAGAGAGACUGGAGCCGCUCUCCGCACCCCCGUGGCGCUGCUGGCUGUCUCUUGGUCCCCUUGCCCAGCGCCUCUCACCAGCUCUUCUUGUUCCCUGAGGGGCGGUGGGGCUUUUGGUUGGGUUCUCCCCGGGCGCCGCUGGGGGCAGUUGCAUACUCGUGGAUGAAAGCAUCUCUUCAAUGCGGGUACUUGUGGUUAUUGCCGUUCGUUACUCAGUUCUUCAAUGUGAAUGCUUUGACAGCUUAACAGUGCGAAUACAGACAGACCAGCCUCAUUCACCAGCACUUGCAUGGUCACCAGCUCACACUCAUAACUGCUUGGAAAGUACGGGGCAGAAAUGAAUAGUGGCAGGAAACGUAUUUGCCUCCAAGUUAAACCAGCUAUUGUUAUUUGAUCCUGGCAACUCUUGUCCAGUAUUACCUCAUUUUUCAGGGCACAAGUGACCAGUUAAUGAGAAGAAAUUCCUAAUCUUCAUGAUUGCUUCUUUUGUAACAGUCACCAUUAUGGUCUAGGAUCUUCAUCAUCAUCAUCCCAUCAUUUUCUGAGCGCUCCAGCAGCUACAGAUUAACUGUGCCCCAUAAAUCAUGUACUUAGUGCAGAGUGUUAGAAGGGACAGACUCUUUUUUUUCCAUGUGUAUAAGAAAGUAAAAUCCUUCAGUUCUUACUGCAUUUGAACUCCAGGUAACUUCACUGUGGAGUAAGGAGAGGAAUUUGGUCCUCUGAGGUGCUCUGCCUGAGAGUGGAGAGGUCUCCUGUCUCUGAGGUGUGUGGAGAGUUUGCCCCUCUGAGAGAAGAGGCUCUCUGGCAAGUCAGCAAGUUAUUCAGGGAUAUAAAUGCUCACAGAAUGAAGACAAGGAGAACACAAUAUACUGGGUGACUUUUGGGUGGGACAGAACCAACUGGGUUAUUAACAGCACUCAAGACUGUACAGCAGCUUUAUCCCAGUACUACAAAUAGUGUUGCUUGGCAGUGACAUUUUGGGUUUUAUAUAUAUAUAUAUAAAGUUUAUAUGCACGUAUAUAUAUAAUUUUAUAUAUAUAUAAUUACAGAUCUUCAGCAGAUGUCUUAAACAUAUGUCCAUGUUUUUGUCUCCUCUUCCCCUCUCGUGUGCAUGUGUGUGUUUCUGUGUGUUGAUCAGCCAGGUUGUCCCUCCUUGGUGUCAGUAUGUGUCUCGUUGGACUAGGUCCUCUCUUGAUUGACUGCAUUUAUUUCCACUGGCUGCACUAGCAGAAGCCAAGCUGAGCAGUGACAGGGUGGCCUGCUGCUGAGAUCAGCGCUCACAGUCCGCCAUGGUUGGAGGCCAGUGAUGAGGGUGUGUAGGUAGAGGUUCCUCUCUGGGGUGUCAUUCCUGGGUUUGACAACCUUGAUCCUCUGGAUUUGUACAACAUAUCACAAACAUUCUUCUGUUCUUCCUGGGAACCAGAGACGUGGUUCACACCUUUUGCUUUCUUUCCUGUUGUGUAUUCAUUUGUACCAGCUUCUUCCUCUGCUACUGGCAAGUCAGUGGGCAUUGCUAGGGUGGAUGUGUUGGCUUUCAAAGCUCAUGGCCUGUAUCUAAACCCAUAUGCUAUGUGUUUAUCCCCUCAUGAAAGCAUGGUACUCAGGAAAUCCUGUCUUGUAGGUGGAACACAGUGUCUGUGUGUCAGGGGUUACAUUUCCACUGCUCUUUCUCUACAUCAUUGAUAAACAUUGGAGUGCUGUGGGCUAUGUUUUCAGGGACAUGAAAUCUUGUUCUGAUACCACGUGCACCUGUGAUGACUUAGGAGCACUGAUGUUAUCACUUGGCAGUUUCUACCCAUGAUUUUGUGAGAACAUUAAAACACAAAGGGGGAUUCAGUGCUGUUUUGCAGGUAGCAAGGAAGACAGGCCAUUGGGAAUUUGUAUUUCAAUGUCUGCUGAAGUUGAAGGACAUUUAUGGUGGCCUGUGUUUGCUCCAGCUCAAAGCAAAAGUGUUAACAUCAGUCUCUAUCCAAAUUCCUUGAGGAGCACUAUGUCUUGGGGACAAGCAGUUGGAAACUUUCUUUUCAAAAGAGGCCAGACAGCAUGGUGAGCCCAGAUGUACUCGUGUAGAAUCUCAGGGGAGCAGCGUCCACAGCCAGUGAAGAGUGGUAGAUAUCUGAUGCCCAAUGCCUUGCUUGCAUCUAUACCCAGAAUGGCUUGCAAAGGCAAGAGAGAUGUGCAUGUCUUUUGGAGUCUUGUUCUGACACAGAUAUGAGUAUGGAAUCCUGAAGCCAGCGCACGUGUCUCAUCUGUUAGCUAACUGUAAGCUUGAGUUAACAUACAAGCUUUUGAUUGUGCUGCACCAGCGAGACCCUGGAGUAAAAAUGCUACAUUUCUUCUAGUAGUAUUCACAGUGAUCUUGCUGCAAGGUCCAUAAUGCUUCAUGUGUUUGUCAGAUCUUCAGCUCUUGGAGCUGUGCUGAUGCUUGAGAGGUUUGGUCUGUCGUUGGGUCAGCAAUUCCUACCCUUUGAGCUACAAAGAAAAUCAAUAGCCUCAAUGUUCCUUAUUUAGGUGGAAGACAUUACCUGACAGUGACCUAACUUGUAACUAUUAGGGCCCUCAUAACUGGCUUUUGAACCCUUGAGAUUGCCAGGACUGCAUUAAUGAAAAUCAGUAACACUCAGAGGUUAGGAAAAACAACCAUGAGAGUUGCUGGAUUGACCUGGGGAAGCAGCAGGAGGUGAAAGACCUUGAAGCGCCCCAGCCAGGCCUGCAGUUUGAGGCAGCACUGAGAAUGAGCACUUUGCAUACUGGCCGUGGCAAAAAUUCACACAAGAACUUGCCCUCCAAGGUCUGCUGUGGUGAGGUACAAAGGUUUAAAAGGUUUAAACCAGCAGCCUGCAUAAGUGGGUGUCUGAAUUCAAGCCCAUGAGCUGCAUUUAGGCAUCCAGGCUCGUGGGGCCUCACUUCCCGAGAUGCUGAUGCAGUCUGGAGCUGUGCUUAAUCAGGGUUCAGAAUAUCAGGCCUCCUUCCUUAAGUGAUUGCAGAUGGACCAAAGUGCCUGAGAUUAGGCAACCAACUUCUGCCAGGUCUGGCAGUGCUGUGAGCAGAAAGGACAUGUGUCAGCAUUCUUUUCUGGCUGGUCAGAUGGAGCAGAAGUGUGGUACAGAUUAACAGGAGGUGUUACUAGUGUUCCUCAGUUGAACACUGAGGCCAAGCUCUUAGACAGGUUUGACGUAUUGACAUCUAAUGGCCUCUGAUCUCCUAACAGUCUUACUUUGUGUGACUCCCUCAGUACAACAUGAGAGCAAAACUAAAUCACAUGAGGAUGCUGUUGCAGACUCUUGCCAGUGGAUACUGACAUCCUGCUAAGACUUACUUUUUUUUACAUACUUAUUGUCUCAAGCUAUUGUAAGGUUGAGCCACUGGAUUUACCAUCUGAGUGGCAGACAUCAGUACUGCAGUCAGCUGCCUUUGUAGUUAAUUAACUGGCAUCGGGAGUGAGGAACAGAUGGGUUGCCCAGGUUGAGGCCCUAUGCCUGGAGGUGUUUAAGGCCAGGCUGGAAGAGGCUCUGGCCAGCCUGAUCUAGGGUAGGGUGUCCCUGCCUAUGGCAGGAGGGUUGGAACUGGAUGAUCCUUGUGGUCCCUUCCAACCCUGAUUGACUCUGUGAUUCUGUGCUGGUGCCACAUUACUCUCACGGUUGCUUUGUGAUCUACAUGUGGGUCUUACACGGAAGAUUGUUGCUGUCAAACCUGCUCGUUGCCAUGCCUGGCUUUGCCCUGUGUAACACGUGCAUUCAGAGAUCGCUUCCUGUGUAAUCGCAGCUCAGCUGUGCUGUUCAUAACGACACAGACAGUGUGUGGUAAUGGUUUUGUUUACAUUCUGCCAAAACAUAGGUGUUAGAGUUAGACCUGCAAGGUCCAAACUCGUCUUUGAUCAGACUGCUUGCUUCUGCAGAGGCAUGCAUCAAAAAGAGAGGAAAAACCUGUCCAGAAAGACCAUUUAUCUCCUGCGUCUGCCAGACAGGGCUGCGGAUCACGAGUGGAGCAUGUCAUCGCUAGUGAUGUAUUUCUGUGCUAUGGAACUCUAAUCUGUAUGUGUCAUAUUGACUUCUUGCUGCAUGAAUCACAGAUUAUAAACAUCAGUCUUACGGUUUUGAGACGUAGCCAGCAUUCCUAAGGCUAAACCUUUUUCACUGACAAAAUCAAAAUCCACAACCAAGGAACAUUCUCCUCUCACUGCGAGAGCGAUGGAAAGCGUUGGACGUUUACCUUUUCCCGAGGGAAGAGGUGACAGGACUUCUUCGUGUGACUUCUUACCCUGAUGCUCUGGGAACGAUUGCCAGAUGAUAUUUCCUUUUGAUAAAAGAAAGUGAUCCAUAUUUAAAUUUUAUAGAGAGAGUUUUAUUCUAGCGCGAUAGAGAUUUAUUUUCCACUGAAAAACUCAAACCAGUCUGAGCACAUUUUUUUUACUAUGGUCUAUAUUUUUGCUUUAAAAAAAAAAAAAAAAAAAAAAAAAAAAAAAACAAAGCCACAAAAAAAAAAAAAAAAAAGGUUUGGCCUUACCACAAAGUUCUACUGUGUUGUAUAGAUGUUAGCAAACGCAGAGUAGGCAUUACUUGUGUGUAUCCACAUUGACUGACGUCGCCUUCGGAAAGCAAUAUUGUGCAGGUAAUAAGUUGUCUGUGACUGUCCAUUGCACAGUUUACCUUCUCUAAAAGUUAACCUUAUUUAUGCACAAGACAAUCAAACGUAACUCUACAUCAGCACCCAGGUGUGGGUUAAAGUUAUGUCAAUUACUGAGCACAAUGUAAAAAAAAAACCAGAUGAAGAGACACUUUAUUUAAUGACACAUUUAACCUUGGUAAAGAUAGCAUCAGGGCAUGAACUAGCUGGCGUACUGCCAUUUCGUUCUCUCCUCUCUUGCUUCAGUAGUGCUCUUCCAUUUUAGUUUGCUCAUAGAGACACCAAAUUAGCCAUUUGUCAGUUUGGGGAAGAGCAGGGCGGUCUGGGUGUCUGGUUUGUGGUUGGGAGGAGUCGUUACUUUGUCAGCUCUGCGGGGGUUUGCCGAUCUGGUUUAUUUCUUUGUAUCAGUGUCAUGCCCUGAGGAUAAGGCAAAUAUCACACACCACGCAGGAAAAAAAAGCAAAGUAGCUUGGAUGACGUCGGGUUUAUUUUUGGCAAACAGCGUUAAGAGUUAUGCUAGAUUGGUAAUAUUUUUUCAGCCUAAAGUACAUUACAAAUGAAACAAAUCUGUGAUCACAUCUGUUUUAAACUAUCUGAAGAGAAAGUUUGUAUAUUUGGGGGAAGAAAAUAAUUUUUACAUAGCUUUUGUAUGCAGAUAUUAAAAAUGUAAUUCUGACUCUAGUAGGCAAUAGAUGACUGUGUCAGCUUCAGUUCUGAAAACAAGAAAAAAGCUUCUACCCAAAAA
Molecule: messenger RNA, 6981 nt
Organism: Pogoniulus pusillus (Red-fronted tinkerbird)
Lineage: Eukaryota; Metazoa; Chordata; Aves; Piciformes; Lybiidae
Gene: THRB
Product: thyroid hormone receptor beta
Exons: 9
Coding region: 504-1613 (369 amino acids)
Biological process (GO): retinoic acid receptor signaling pathway; negative regulation of transcription by RNA polymerase II; positive regulation of transcription by RNA polymerase II
Molecular function (GO): RNA polymerase II cis-regulatory region sequence-specific DNA binding; zinc ion binding; nuclear receptor activity
Source: RefSeq, a predicted model, not a curated record